This is a messenger RNA of Nicotiana attenuata, 694 nucleotides long. RefSeq lists its product as uncharacterized. Lineage: Eukaryota; Viridiplantae; Streptophyta; Magnoliopsida; Solanales; Solanaceae. The transcript has a single exon. The coding region runs from base 160 to 681 and encodes 173 amino acids. The record is from RefSeq and is a predicted model, not a curated record.
AUAGGGAAUGAAAGUUUCCUAUCUGAAGUCCAGAAACUAUUGGUUCUUCAAACAAGUUUCCCUGGCCAAAAACCAAAAGUAAGACAGUUAGGAGAAGUUAGACACUUCAGCCACCGCCAUCCGCUGAAAGCAAUCAAACAGACGAAUGAGGCAUCAAUCAUGAGUUGCUGCAUAUGUUCAGGCAAGUAUUCGUGCGGUUACAUUUGCCAGCAAUGCAAUUACUUCAUCGACGAGACCUGUUUCACUCUUCCACCAAAGAUACGACACCAAUAUCACCCGAAUCACACCCUCAUACUCACCAGCUACACCGAUCAUCCAAAUAUCCACUGCACAGCUUGCAGGGCAGAAGAUGGUACGGCAUACCAUUGCUCUACUUGUAAAUUCGGUCUCCAUCGUACCUGUGCUGGUGCUCCCACGACAUUAACACUUGGCACAAACAAGAAAGUUAGUUAUAAGCUCCUCUAUUCGUACCCGUUUAAGGGUGAGAUGGCUGUUAUCAAAUGCAGUGGUUGUUCCAGUAAGUUAAACUCAAAGCAGAGCUUCUUGUACUACAAUUUUGACCUGGAUGAAGUGCUCCAUGUCCAUUGUGCGCUUAAUAGAGAAGCUGGAACUUAUGAUACUAAGUUCCGCUUAGCUAGUGAAAGACUGAAAAGCAUUAGAAUAGGAGAAGACUGCUCCUGAUAGCAUGUACUGU